AUGGCAGAUGACUGGCAGGACCAUGCGCUUUCGACGCGCCACAUGCACAACCGCAACUCGCGGCGCGACUCCAAGGACAAGAAGAAGACGGCCAACUUUGACGUCCGCAAGACCUUUGGCGACUAUGAAGUGAAAUGUACCGCAUAUGAUAGGGUCCUGAAGGGCUCCCUCGAGGGUGACGAUCAGGACGACCUCGACGAACCGCAGCUGGAGUUACUCCGCCUGACGGACGACGGGCAGGGAAUCCUAGGCCUGCUCAAGCUUCCGGGCGUCGUUGCCGCCACCGUCGUGCUCGCCGCCAGCAGGAAGCGGCUGCAGAUCAUCACCGACCGGCUAUCUGGCGACGUAGACGGGGAUCAAGACGAUGAUGAGGAUGAGGAUGCCAACAGUGACGACCACGAUGAAGAUGAUGACGACGACGAUGACGCCUCGCCGGAUCGAUUCGACACCUUCGAGAAGAACUCGUUUCGCUCUCCCAAGUUCUGGCUCGCGUGGAAUGGCGUGGUGGACCCCAAGGCGAAGGAGAACGCACCUCCGUCCUCCCCGGUCGCGACGAGGAAAUUAUCCAAUGCGUUUUCGUUCAAGUCGAAUGCAUACCAGGAGGGCCUCGGCUAUGUCGUCUUCACAACAAACGACUGUCGCAAAUUCAAGGGCACCCUGAGCUGUAAGGAGCUCGGUUGGAAGGAUGUGAGCCUGAACGGGUUCAAGAGCACCGGCAAAAGUGAAAGCGAUAGGCCGGUCGUCUGGGCGGGGAAGGAUGUGGAUGUUGAUGCUGGGGCCAGGGGUAAAGGCGGGGUGCAGAUGCCUGGCCCAGAGGGUCGGGUCGAUCCAACAACCAGGCGGGUGAUAUUUGAUUAA
Pyricularia grisea is the source of this 858-nucleotide messenger RNA. RefSeq lists its product as uncharacterized. The transcript has a single exon. Lineage: Eukaryota; Fungi; Ascomycota; Sordariomycetes; Magnaporthales; Pyriculariaceae. The record is from RefSeq and is a predicted model, not a curated record. Bases 1 to 858 code for a protein of 285 amino acids.